CUAAACAAAUAAUGGUAAUAAUUGUCGUCAUCUUCUGUCUUCUUCGACGAUUAAUAUUUAUCUUCAUUUCUCCUACGCAUAAAAUCCUUCGUUUUUCCAUCAUACAAGAACUCUUCAUUUUUCUGCAUCCACUGCUUAGUCUCUUCAAUUGUGAAAUUUGAAAAAAGCCCUCCAGAAAAAAGAAAGAGUAUUCUUUUACCUUUUUUUGUUGGAACUUGCAAUUGAAGGAAGUAAGCAGUGGUUGAAGGAGAAGUAAGAAGAUUAUUGUAAAAAAAAGGAAGAUAAGGAGGAUUCUGGUAUGAGAAAUGAAGUAAAAAAUUUAUCAUAUUAUAAGACAUAAGAGGAUGAACAUCUAUUUUGCUUUUUUUAGUUUAAUUAUUUUUUAAAAAGUAUUAUUUGUAAUGUUCUAAAUCAAAUAAGAAUAUAUUAUUUAAUUGUGUGAUGAGGUAUAUGAUUUUGUCAACUUUGGUGCUUAACUUUGAAAAAAAAAUAGAUAUUAAAUAGUAGGGUUAAUAGCAUUUUGUACCACUCGACUAUUGUAAAUUAAUAAACGUACCUCUAUAUUUUACACAAACAUACCCUUCUAGUAUCAAAACGUAACAAAUAUUUCCUACUGUCUAAAUAUCCGUUAAUCGACGGUUAACAAAGCGGCCAUCUUGGCUGAGCGCCACUGUUAUGUUAUCGUCAGGAGAUAUCGCUGCUCCGGCCACUAGUGUCUUGUCCUAGGCAUCUUGUUUCGCUCGAUGCUUUCUUCUCCACCCGUCGAAACCCGGGCGCAACUGAUUCAAUCGGUGGGGGAGUAUUCAAGCGAAUCAGGAGGACAAGGGAGACGAACGGAUGGAUAGUCGAGUGGCGGGAAUCGGUUUAGGGAGUCCUUUUAAUUAUUAUUAUUAUAUGGCAAAAUUCACUUCCAUAGCCAUAACUUUGCACUUUGUGACAAAUAUAGCCAGAUUCUGAGAAAUACACAAAUAUAGCCACAUUUUAUAAACUUGCUUGACAAAUAUAACCAUUUCGGUUAAAUAAUUUGACGACGUUAAUAAUUCCGUCAGUUAAAUGGAUGUCAUUCUGAUGAGGCUGCCACGUCAUGGCCACGUCAUGCCCACAUAGACCCCCACUGCCACAUAAUCGCCACAUCACAUUUUCAAAUAAAAAAAAACAUAAAUACACUUUUGUGGAUCAUAUUUUUCUUCCUCUUCACAAAUUUUUAAUUAAAAAUUUCCUUUGUUCUUCGCCGGUUCCAUGGUUGGGUAUUGGCAGGAGAACAACCACCGGCACCUACUGGCUGUUGAUGGGUUCAUCUUCAAUCGCCGUCAUCUUUGAUUCAUUACCGCUCUCAAUCCCACGAUUCAUCAUCACCAAAUGAGAAGAAAGUGUUGCAAUUGCAUAUGGUGCUGGUGGUGAAUGUUUCUCAAAUCGAGGAGAUGGGAACAACAAUUUCGCCGCCGCAUCGCCUGCGUUACUCCACCAACCAACGGUCAACCCUUUUUUGCAGAUCUGACAUCACCGGCGGCGCCGACUCAUCCUUCUUGCCGAUGGUGUUGUUGCAAGAUUUAUCUCAGCGUCGGGAGGGAGUUUCAGUUCCGCCGCCGCUACCGCCGAUGUGGAAUCUUCCCAAACCGACAACACCCAACCACUACCUCGUCACCGUACCCACAAGUACAGCUGACACCGACGACGCUUUGUCUCCUCCGGCUGCUUCAACUUUCCAGAUCUCGCGAAUUCAGAGCUCGGAGCUCUGUCCCUUCAAUGGCGAUUCCCAGAAAUCGGAGGAGCAAUCCGCUCGUUCUCUCCCUCAUCAGAUCCCAGUUGAUAAAUUAGGUCAGCAAAGAUGAGGGUCGUUCUCCCCCUUGCUCGAUGUCGCCUUCUUCCUCUACUUCUCUGCUUCAACGACGACGGCGGUGAAUUUGGUGAUUGGGAAUCAUCUAGAUCUGAAGGUUAGUUUCUGUGGUGGGGCUUGAGGGAGGAGUGUGAGGAGGCGGAGGGCGGCUUUGGCGGCGGUGACAAAUACGGCGGAGGAGGAGAGGAAGCUUUUGGAGAUCGAGAUUUUUGGCAGAUUGAAGUUUUGUGCGGUGGUAGAUGAAAGGGGUUUGGGGGAGUUGGAGGAAAGAUGAAAAAGGGGCGGAGAGAUGAAAAAAAAUUCUUUUUCUUUUUCAUCUUUUUAUUUAGCAUAAUAAAUAUAAAUAAUUUUAUUUUCCACUAUGGCAUGCCACGUAGUCCAAAUUAAAUGCAGUUAAAUACGACAGUUUGUCCAGUCAGCAAUCGUUAUAUUUCCGUUACAUUAAUGGACGGAAUGGCUAUUUCUGUGUAUUUCUCAGAAUCUGGCUAUAUUUGUCACAAAGUGCAAAAUUAUGGCUAUGGAGGUGAAUUUUGCCUUAUUAUAUAUAUAUUGAGUUGGGAUAUAAAUAAUUAAAACAAAAUUAGAGUAUACUU
This is a messenger RNA of Linum trigynum, 2430 nucleotides long. NCBI's taxonomy places the organism in Eukaryota, Viridiplantae, Streptophyta, Magnoliopsida, Malpighiales, Linaceae. The record is from the annotation of a GenBank genome assembly.